AUGGUCAACAAGGUUUGCCUAUUCAUUCUGCUUGCUGUUUCUCUGUUGCUCUUUGCUUCAGUCACUUGUGAGAAUAUUGUCUAUUCUACUACGACCUACAUGGAUGGAACCCUCGUUCCUUCAUUCGAAACUAAUGUUGAAACUAACCUAUUCAACUCUACCAAUCCAAACUCCAGAUCCCUCCAAGAAGAUUGUACAUUGUGUCCAGUUGGUGGUGAUUGCACAUGUGCAGGCACUUGUCCAGUUUCUUCAUAUGAUUACAAGGACUUUUUUAUCAAGACAACUUGUCCAAAUGGUUUCUACUUGACUUCCUUGAGUCUUCAAUGUAGAACAAGUGUUAUUGGUGAUUCAAAAAACUCGUUACUAAUUUCACAAAUCAACACCCCAUAA
This is a messenger RNA of Naegleria gruberi, 390 nucleotides long. RefSeq lists its product as uncharacterized. Lineage: Eukaryota; Heterolobosea; Eutetramitea; Acrasida; Naegleriidae. The coding region runs from base 1 to 390 and encodes 129 amino acids. The transcript is spliced from 2 exons. The record is from RefSeq and is a predicted model, not a curated record.